Metopolophium dirhodum (rose-grain aphid) is the source of this 1084-nucleotide messenger RNA. Its product is annotated as zinc finger CCCH domain-containing protein 8. Gene Ontology annotation, molecular function: metal ion binding. The record is from RefSeq and is a predicted model, not a curated record. The transcript has 2 exons. Lineage: Eukaryota; Metazoa; Arthropoda; Insecta; Hemiptera; Aphididae. The coding region runs from base 368 to 874 and encodes 168 amino acids.
AAUUAUGUCGUUUAAGGUUUAUUGACGAAUGGAUUAAUUUACUCAGUUAUUAUCAUAUUAUACCACAGAUUUUAUUAUACAACAUUUUCAUUUAUUCUGUGAUUAUACUUUGGUUUAUGACUAGGAAUGAUAAUAAUUAUCUUCUUGGGUUUAUGAUACUAUUGAAUAUUGAUACUUGUUAGUUAAUAUAAGCACUAUAUAAUAUUAUGAGUUAUACUUUUUAGGUAUGACAAAGGUAUUUUAGGUACCUAACUACCUUCAACUGUCUAGUGUCUACCGUAUUUAGUUUAAAAAUUCAUAAAAACUUUAAAACUGUUUUGAAUCCACUUGACGUUGUACCAUAAUCGAAAUCGGAUAAUAAACUACAAUGAACUCACUAGUAGCAGAUUAUGGAGACGAAACCGACACUGAUUCAUUGGAAAGUGAUCAAAAUCUAGAAGAAAACCAUAAGGAUAUAAAGUCAGUUGAGUUUAAAACUGAGAAUAAGCUUCCUGCACCAAAAUUUAAAGAUACUGGUAUUAUCAAUGAAUCUGUCUUCAGAAAUCCUUACUUGGAAGCUGAACGAGCUAAAUGUGCUGUAUUAGAAAAACAUGUUAAAAUGGUUCCUGCUAAGGACCACCUCACAAAAGUUAAUGGAAAAAAUAUAUGUUGGAUGAACAAAAAAGGUCGUUGUCGUUUUGGAAAUAAAUGUAAAUUUGCUCACGAUUCAGAAUUAUUUAAUGGUCCAAAUAUAAUAGAUGAAGACAAAUCAAAUAAGGAAAGUUCAAAAUUAAAUAAAAAAAAGAAAAGACCUGGACUAUCACAAACUUUAAUACCAGGAAAAAAAAUACUUAAAAUAUUUAAAAAAACAGAAAUGUCCAAUGUGCAUUCAUAAAAUAUUAACUACAUAUUUUAUACUGUUUUCUUAAUCCUAAUGUAUAUAAUGUAACUAUAAAAGUACAUAACAAGUAUAAUAAAUGUUAUCAACUUUUGUUAACAUUUGUAAUUAUAAUAUUUUGAAUGUAUGGACUUUGUUUAGUCAUUGUUUCCAUAUUUUUUCACAUUACAUAUUUGAUUCAUUAAAUCACUUUUUACCAACAUACAA